GUGAUCCGAUAGAGAAAGGUUUGAUAACUGAAUGCCUUGCCUUCUACUGUUCGGAUUGUGCCAACCGUCAGGAGGAGCAUCUGGCGUACCGGAAAAGAGGGUCUAUAAGACCUCCUCGAUGUAUAGAGAUAAGGAGUGGGCUCUUGAUUGGGUGGGGGGCCUGCACGAGGCGGGAUGUGGGGCCGCUGUGUUCCUGAAGAACGUCGCGGCCGACGACUGGUUCUGUCUUGGAGGGAUCAUAAGAUCCAAGGAUGAGAGGGCGGACGGGCACGGGCGGAAGUUCAGGAGGUUCUUCCUCACGACAGUGUUUGAAGAACACGGAGUGGAUCACGCUAAGGUUGACCAUAAGGUCAGCCUUGACUACAAUUUAUUCAAGGGGUAUGGAGCUAAGGCGAUUACCAUGCGAGCGUUCGAUGUAUCCCCGAAGGAAGACGGGAGCGCGUUGACGAUGCUUGACCCCGUGAAAUUCCUCGCCAAAACAAACGGGUACAGGCGAUCCGGAAACAGUCCCAUCGUACAGGCCGGGCAUCGAAUGUCUUCGACGCUCGUGCCUUUUGACACGCCGGGCGAGGAUCUCCCGGAUAUAGCGAAGAGAGUGAGACAGAGUUCGGCGGAUUGUUUUCCAACGCAACAGACCUCAGGUGGUGGAAGCCGGCGUCGAAAAAAACAGAGCCAGCCUCGUCAUCACACCGAGGAAGGGGCGCGAGGUCCUUCUGUCGAAUCGGCCCGCUUGAAGGAAUGUGCAGGACCGUCUCGGCAGUCCGCCCAACAACGCGGAGGCACCCCUGUCGUCACAUCCUCAAGGAAGGGAUCGGCAGGUUGUCGGCCUCCUGAUCGCCAGGAGGGCGAUGGAGGUGCGUCCAGAAGGGCAGUCAUGCGGGAGAGGAGCGAGGGAUCAGACGAAGAAACGGAGAACGAUUCCAAGAUUCAUGUCGAGCGGAACGCGCAGGGUAAUCUUGCCGUCGAUGAUGAGCAAUGUGGGGUCCAAGAGGACGAUGCCAACGAGGACAUAAGCGAUCGAGAGAGAGAGGGCGAGGAGCGUGAGGACUCUCUGCCCGACUGCGAGGAUGGAGAGUCUCGACAGUUCGAUGGGGGCGACUAUGGGGACGGUGGGGAAAACGAUGAAGACUGCCUUGCCGAUGAUGAGGAUGGAGGGGAGGAAGGGUCCGAUGAUAUGGAGGUCGAUGAGGGAGCAGGAGAUCAGUCGGAGGGCAGUGUGCAGAAAAGGAAGCGGCGAUCUUCAACAAGUCCGACGGGGGCGGCGGAUAAACGCGUUCCCAAGAGACUCACAGUCGCUGUAUCUCGAGAGGCACUAAGAGCUUCUCAAGAGGCGGCCACUGAUAGCGUGAAGAACAGAAAACGGAAGGCGUCAACUAGAGCGACAAAAGCGGAGAAACGUCCGAUGAAAAGAAAGCAGAUGGUCGACGAGGGUGACUCCGGAGAAGACGCCGAAGGGGUUGCUCCUAGGGCUCCGUCCGAACAGACAGAGCGUUCCUCUGACAAUCGAUCUGCCACAGUGGACACAACAAAAUGCUUCUUCUUGGAGUUCGAUGAAGAUGGCUACGCGAGGAAGGAUCGGGUACACAUUCAAGUGGAUGUAACGAAGAUCUUGCCAAUUCCGGAAGGUGACAUCCUCUACAACCACAGAACGUUGGACGAAACAUUGGUGCAGUCCAUAUACGAUGCGAUCCAUAAUGCGGCCAAGGAAACCAACGGUAAGUGGGAUUUCAUGACUUUCAUCCUGGCCCCCAUUGUGCCCAGCCGGGACGGCUCUCAAGGAAGACGGAUCACACCACAGGAAUUCGACGUCGAGGAGGCGCAUACGUACCACUGGUAUGCUGUUGCCGGCCAGCACACGGCUGAGGCUAUGAACAGACUCAUAGUGGACAAGUCACCGGCCGAGAAAAGAUACGGUUUGAGGUCAUAUUCUCACGUGGGUGUUGUCUACUUUGACGACAACACAAAGAGAGGAUAUCCGUAUGUCUCGGCAUUCGACAACACAAGGGAAGAACGUUCUGUCCUGCGAUCGUUUUCGUCGUCGGUGCGGCAAAUCAGAACUUAUUGGGAGAAGAGGUGUGGCCGCAUCCCAAAAAACGGCCUCACCGACUUGAAAUGGACCGAGGAACGCGACCGCAUCCCUGACGACAAGGCAAGGAAAGUGCCGAGGCGUUUGGGCGGUCCUGAUGAGAUAAAUGGCGAGAACGGUGCGGGGCUGGAGGCAACCCAAGCCAUGUACAAGGAAACCCCGUUCCACCUCAAGUGUUUCAUCUAUGAGGCGAUCAAUCGCUUGGACGAACUCAGGGCUGAGGUAAAUCGGAUGUCCUGCAAUGCUCUUCACAUCUUUUGGGAAGUUGGGAAAAGGAUCACAACGAUCAUGCCGUAUGAAAUCGAACCGAAGGGAGUGCUCACCGAUAACGAGGAGGUUGCCGGUACGGCGAGGGGAAUGAGGAUACGAGCAGCCAUUCUUGAUAUGUCAACAUCACCCAAGCGUGUUCCGUGGGAUGAUGGCGCUUUUUCCAGACUGCACGAUUUCCUCACGACGUGUUGUGGCAAAAACUGGGCAUUGAUCAUUUUCUCGUCGAUGAAGCACCAGAGACAGGUGAUGCAGAGUGUGUACAAGUGGGACGAUGUCGAGGUGCUCACCGGGUCUUGGUACAGACACUACACACUGUCGACGACUGUGAACAAGUACGGCAACAUUGCGGUUCGGUAUAUUGAUAUGAUGGCUAUUGUCCUCCACGCCGAGAACCGCAACUUGAGCAAUAUAACGAUUGCGCCAAAAUUGCGAGCGGAGAUCACAAAUUUGAACAUUGAAGAGGGUGAAUUUGUGAGGUGCUCAGGGGAGUGUAUCGGUGUGGAGGGCGACACUGAAGCGGUUUAUUCUUGGAUGGAACGAGAGCCUGCACAUCUCCAGAAGCUAUGCAGCUCGUUCAUCAGGGAGGAUGACGGCGUGAUGCUGCUGGGCAAGGCACAUGUGGGACUGAUAUGGAAACUGGCUAAGGCCGGACACCGCGUGUUUGCAUGCGACGACACGACAAAGGAGUUCACCUACCUUUCCAAGUUCUUGGAAUUCAACGUGAAGGACCCGAGGAACAAAUGCAAGUUCGAAAAACCCCAAGUCGAGCACCGCAAGGACCGGGACAUAUACUACAAGCUCGGUAGGAAAAGGGAUAAAGUGUGGGCUUACUUGUUCGGUGAUGCUCCACAGUCGGCAUUUGAUAACGACUACAUCCUCACGAAAAGCGAAAUCGAGAUGGCAAUGAACGAGUACCACGACUCCCACAUGGGUGCUUUCCACAUGUUCGUCGCACGUUGCGAGCAUCUCUAUUUCAAUAUGAAGAAAAGAGCACUGGACAGCCGGGACUAUGCAGACUUAGCACGUAAAGCCGACAACUUCAAGAACAUCGAUUGCGACGAUGACACAUCAGACUCCGACCUGGACAUCCCAUCGUGCGCAGCACGAGGUGCGGUGGGGGGAGCGCCUGGAAUAGAGCCGCAGGGGAGCACCGAUGGACCUGCGGAGAGGCCGAGCUCGAGCAUGGGAGCAACACAUGCAAAUGAGGGGAAUGCGAAAACAAGAAACACCGGAAGUGGGGAAAGGAAUGGUGUAGCGAUAAACCCGGUGGGUGCGGGCGAGGGGACAGUUAACUCACAGGGCAACACAGGGGGGGGAGAGAAUGGGUGUCCAAUGGGCCCGCCGACAACCGGACUAUCAUCGACACGUGGAAUGCAAGCGGAACAAAGAACAGUCAUGUCCAUGGACACUGAUGACGACGAAGAGUUGGACAUCACAGCGAUCAAGUCGAAGCUCGUGCCAUGAAGACCGUUGCCUCAAGGAUUUGCCCCCACCCCGUCGGUGCCAUACUUGCUGCAGGACAAGU
Molecule: messenger RNA, 3881 nt
Organism: Chara braunii
Lineage: Eukaryota; Viridiplantae; Streptophyta; Charophyceae; Charales; Characeae
Source: the annotation of a GenBank genome assembly